Molecule: messenger RNA, 2529 nt
Organism: Rhineura floridana
Lineage: Eukaryota; Metazoa; Chordata; Lepidosauria; Squamata; Rhineuridae
Product: vomeronasal type-2 receptor 26-like
Exons: 7
Coding region: 1-2529 (842 amino acids)
Biological process (GO): G protein-coupled receptor signaling pathway
Cellular component (GO): membrane
Molecular function (GO): G protein-coupled receptor activity
Source: RefSeq, a predicted model, not a curated record
AUGCUACAACCUCAGCGAGCUGGCACUGGCAGAUACCACCAAUAUAGUUUGAAGGAAGAAUGCUCUGGAGAUGCAGUUGUGAACCCUGUAAUUAUCUCAAACUAUCUUGCCAAAGAUGACACAGAUUUCCAUGUAGUGACAAAAAACUAUCAGCAUGUCCUGGUCUUGGCAUUUGCAAUGAAGGAAAUCAGUGAGAAUCCCAGGAUCUUACCAAAUGUUACAUUGGGAUUCUAUAUACUUGACAGCUACUUUAAUGAAAAGAUGACUUAUCAGACCACACUGAGCCUUCUCUUUAGCUUGAAAAGGAUUGUCCCCAACUAUAAGUGUGACAGGCAGAAGAAUCUGAUAGCUGCCAUUGGGGCACUUGACUCUGAAACAUCCCUUUACAUGGCCACCAUCUUAAGUAUCUACAAGAUUCCUCAGAUCUCUUAUUACUUAUUUGGUCCUGCUCCGAGUGCUAAAACCCAGUUCCCUUUCAUCUACCGAGUGGUCCCCCAUGAAGUGAAUCAGUACAUUGGAGUUGUGCAACUACUUCUGCAUUUCCAGUGGACGUGGGUUGGGAUUAUUACAUUGGAUGAUGAUCAAGGAGAUCAUUUUCUGCAGACUUUGAUGACAAAACUUUCCCAGAAUGGCAUCUGCUUGGCCUUCACUGACAGAAUACCAUCUCUAACAGACUUCUCUGAGUUAUCUGAUGUGUACCUAGACACUGGGCAUAUGCUCUGCCUUCUUAAAGACAGAAAAGCAAAAGUACUGAUUGUAUAUGCGGAAACUCUGUCCAUAUUGGGUUUGGUAAUCUUGCUGCACCAUUUAGACAAAAAACACAUGGCAGAGAUCUCUCAAGGCAGAGUGUGGAUUAUGACAGCCCAGUGGGACUUCUCAGCAGUACAAUUUCAGAGGAACUGGGGUAUAGAAGUCUUUCAGGGAGCCUUGUCUUUUGCAGUUCAUGCAAAUAAGGUAGAAUCAUUCAAAAAAUUCCUUCAGGCUUUAAAUCCUCACUCACUGAGUGGAGACAGUUUUAUCAGAGACUUCUGGGAGCAGGCUUUUGACUGUUUAUUUUCAGAUUUUCAUGUAGCUGGAGAGAGUGAUGGAACCUGCACUGGAAAAGAAAAGCUGGAGAGCCUUCCUGGACCAUUUUUUGAAAUGAGCAUGACUCCCCAAAGCUAUAGUAUUUACAAUGCUGUCUAUGUCAUAGCACAUGCUUUAGAUGCCAUGUACUCGUUGAAUCCCAAGUAUGGAGCAGUGACAGCACUUCCAAACCCUCAACCAUGGCAGCUUCAUCAUUUCUUGUGGAGAAUCUCUUUUAACAACAGUGCUGGGGACCAGGUGUCCUUGGAUGAGAAAGGUGAAUUGGAAAGUGGUUUUGAUAUUAUAAACUGGAUUACUUUCCCAAACAGAUCUUUCACAAGGCUGAAAGUAGGAAGGAUGGAUCCAUGGGCUUUCCCAGGCAGAGAGUUCAGUAUUAAUGAGGAGAUCAUCACAUGGCACACUGUAUUUAACCAGAUCCCGCCCUUUUCCAUCUGUAAUGACAAGUGCCUUCCAGGUUCUGUUAUGAAAAUGAAGGAGGGGGAGCCAUUCUGUUGCUAUGACUGUGACCCAUGUCCAAAAGGAAAGAUUUCUAAUAAAAAAGAAAUGAACAACUGUAUCAAAUGUCCAGAUGAUCAGUAUCCAAAUGAAGACCAGGAUGGAUGCAUUCCCAAGGCAUUAAACUUUCUGCAUUAUGAUGAACCAUUGAGCAUCGGUUUAGCUUCCAUAGCACUUUUGUUUUCUGUAAUCACAACUUUGGUCCUAGGGAUAUUCAUUAAAUACCACAACACUCCCAUCAUCAAAGCCAACAACCGUGGUCUCACUUACACUCUGCUCAUUUCUCUCCUGCUCUCCUUCCUCUGCUCCUUGCUAUUCAUGGGCCAGCCUGAGAAAGCAACCUGUCUUCUACAACAAAUACCAUUUGGCAUCAUCUUCUCCGUGGCUGUUUCUUCUGUGCUGGCAAAAACCAUCACUGUGGUUUUGGCAUUCAUGGCCACACAGCCAGGAUCCAGGAUAAGGAAAUGGGUGGGGAAAAGACUAGCAACCUUUAUUGUUCUCUCCUGUUCGCUUAUUCAAACAUCUAUUUGUACUGUGUGGCUUUGCAUUGCUCCUCCAUUUCCAGAUUUGGACAUGGACUCAUUAGCUGAAGAAGUUGUGGUUGAAUGUAAUGAAGGGUCUGUCCCUAUGUUUUACUGUGUUCUGGGGUACAUGGGAUUUCUGGCUGUAGUCAGCUUUGUUGUGGCUUUCUUUGCUAGGACAUUGCCCAGCACUUUUAACGAGGCCAAGUUCAUCACUUUCAGCAUGUUGGUGUUUUGCAGUGUGUGGGUCUCUUUUGUCCCAAUGUACUUGAGCACAAAGGGAAAAUACAUGGUGGCUGUGGAGAUCUUCUCUAUUUUAGCCUCUAGUGCCGGUUUAUUGGGUUGCAUCUUUGCCCCUAAAUGUUAUGUAAUUGUCCUGAGGCCUGAGCUGAACACUAAAGAGCAUUUAACAAGGAGAAAAUUGUAA